AUGAGCACUUCUUCCACCGUCACCAACAACACGGCCGAUGCCAGCUUCAAGCAAGACGCAUACCAAGGCUCGCCCUCGACAACCACCACCUAUGACACCGACAAGAUCGCCGUCGCUGAGCCCCGUACAUCCAUGAGCACCGUCGGAUCCGCAGACCCUCGCACCCAAGACAUCAAGUCAUGGAAGGCUGGCUUCCAGCGCAUGUCGGAUGAGCGCCUCGAGAAACAGCGCUAUCAGCUCAGCGAACAGAAGGUCGACGAAAUCAACACCAUCGCUCUGGGCGCAAAGGUUGAGCGCGCACUCGGCAGAAGAAUGACUGGACAAGACGCGCAGUUCACACGCAGAGAGUCGCUGUCUGCUGCACCCCCUGCGCAAGGCCAGCAAGACCCCGUUGAGCUGCCCGAUAAGAGAAGCGUCGAGAUUGGCUCAUAA
Molecule: messenger RNA, 432 nt
Organism: Aureobasidium namibiae CBS 147.97
Lineage: Eukaryota; Fungi; Ascomycota; Dothideomycetes; Dothideales; Saccotheciaceae
Exons: 1
Coding region: 1-432 (143 amino acids)
Source: RefSeq, a predicted model, not a curated record